This is a messenger RNA of Pseudophryne corroboree (corroboree frog), 2535 nucleotides long. RefSeq names its product NTPase KAP family P-loop domain-containing protein 1-like. The transcript has 4 exons. The record is from RefSeq and is a predicted model, not a curated record. NCBI's taxonomy places the organism in Eukaryota, Metazoa, Chordata, Amphibia, Anura, Myobatrachidae. The coding region runs from base 1 to 2535 and encodes 844 amino acids.
AUGGCUACUCGUGAGCAGUUGGCAGCAGAGAUGGACCACGUGCAGCAGCAGAUGUCCGCAUUGACACAGAGGCACCUAGCGUUGCGGAGGCAGAUGAUGGAAUCCGCAAGUGCGGAUUCUGAGGUAGCAGGACCCAGUAAUAGAGACAUUCCAUUUUCUGAUACCCAGCAGUUAGAAGUGGAUACCCUGCCAGACAUACAUACUGGGACCAUAGCCUCCGAACUGCGCUGGAAUAAUGAUGCCCUACGGGCCGCUUUCUGGAACGGGCUGUCCGACCGUCUUAAGGACGAUCUGAUUACAAGGGAUUUGCCAGAUUCUUUGGAACAGUUGAUCUCACUCUGUGUGAAAGUGGAUCUCCGCAUGCAGGAACGAGGCGGCGAACGUACUCGGUCUGAUCGAUCCAGAUUCCGGGCUCUUCCGUCUAAACAAACGGUUACUUCAAAUCCAGACGAACCCAUGCAGAUUAAUCGGUCUCGGCUAUCUCCAGAAGAGCGUCGGCAUGAGGAAACCUCAGUAAUUUGUGUCGCCCAUGUUUGUCCUAUAGGGAAGGAGACAGAAGAUGACAUCUAUUGUGCAUGCCUGUCUAAGUCAUUAUGCCAGGUGGCCACACCAGUUACUGUUGGUUUAUAUGCCCCAUUCGGGGGCAGGGUUUACAUGUUACUGGAUCGUAUAAUAAAAUGCAUGAGAGAAGAAGCAGCUAAAGGACAACCUGCAAUUAAACCUGCUGGAUGGGGCUUCCUACACCUUCUCUGGCGGCUCUUUUUCUAUUAUCCUGUCAUCACGAAACAACAUCUAAAAUGCGAAAGCAUUCAAUUCAUAUUUGUACACUUUAGCGCUUGGCAGUAUGCAGGCAGUGAUCGUCUAUGGGCAGGCUUGGUCAUCACACUCUGUGAAGAAAUUCGACGCCACUUUGGAGUUCUUCCACUCAGUGUCUUCAAUGUGCUAGGUUCGGCACCCAAGAGAAACCUAGACUCUGAUUUAGAUAACAAGGAAUGGACCUUUAAGAAGACAUUCUGUAUCAUACUGGUGGUUACUAUUGUUUUGCUUCUUAUUGGCUUGCUCUUCUUAGUGGUUCCAAUUAAUUCCAAGACACAUAAAGGUGAUGAGGGGGUUUCAACUGUCUUUGGAAGCCUGGUUACAGUUGUGGCAGGCUCAAGCAUUGCAAUGACACUAUUUAAGCUGUGCAAGAGUGUCCUCGUAAGCCAAAAACAGAAGAUUGAACGACUGGUCAAUAACCAGAAGUUCAGCUCGCAAAUGGGCUUCAUGAGUGAGGUGAAAAAAGAGGUUCAAUUGAUUACCCAAAUUGUCCAAUACAUGGAGAUUUUCCAAAAGCAAAAAAUCAGAGUGGUCCUGCAGAUCACCAGUCUGGAACUUUGUGCACCAGACAAGGUGGUUGGAGUUCUGGAUGCCUUAAAUACCUUGUUGUCUGACCAGAAAUCUCCAUUUAUUUCUAUACUGGUAGUUGACCCCAGCAUUAUUGUCACUUGCCUGGAGAAUGCAAGCUCGCUUAAAGGUAUGGCAGACAACGGCUACAUGUUCCUGAACCGUACUGUUACUUUGCCAUUCUCUCUGCCAGCUAUUGGCAAAAAUACUAAGCUGCAACUUCUAAGAAAUGCUGUAGAAAGGAAAGAAGAUCUCAUCGACUGGCCCUGCCAGAAUGAUGCCAACAGAGGCACAAAGACAGAUAUUACAGAGUCUAUGAAACUGCUGAUAGAAGAGCAAACAGAUGAAAAAUCCAUUAAGAAUCUAAUUUAUUCUCUAUACAGUGAGUGUGAAGUUCUUCAUGAAUAUAUUCCUGACAGCAUAUGUCAGAUGAAACAAAUUGUCAAUGCAAUACCAGUUAUGGUCCAACUGAUAAAAUUGAGUAAAAUACAUUGGGACAACUGGUAUUCUAAAUCUGUAGCGGCUUGGGUUGUUCUCUGCAAUCAGUGGCCCUGCAGACUAAGUUGGAUCCUUCAGUGUCUGGAGGAUGAAGAGCAACAAGGCUCCAAAGAAGUGUUCAGCACCUGCCUCCUCUGGGAUAUAUUUACGAAGAACAGCACUGAGCUGUUUUCUUUAAAGACAGGGCUGAAGAACGUUUUGGACUUGGAUGGAGAUCCAGAGAUCUUCAUGAAGUUCCUUUCUAAAGACUUUCCUUUCACCGUUGAGGAAUCCAGGAAACUCAUCCAGUGCACAGUUAACCUGGAUUCUUCCAUAAAGAACAAGAUGGGACUUCUGCGUGGUAUUAACAAUCUUCAAAAGGAAUGGAAGACAACAAAUAAAACUGAUAAGGAAGAGGAUAAGAUUAAAAAGGAGGUAACAGAGGGAAACGAUUGUAAGAAAGAGACUGAAAAAGAUGGAACAGAUUGUAAGAAAGACUUUGGAAAAGGGGAAUCUGAGGAAAUAAGUGGAUCUUGUAAAGAGCCAAUCUUGUAUAGAACAGAUGUUUAUCAGGAGACAGGAGUAAUAUUUACAGCAGGAAUGCAGGAACAAGAGAUCAGUAACAUGGAAGAAGGUCUUGGACAAGUGGAGGCCCAAACAAAACUGUCUUUAUAA